ACAAAGAGACAAAGAAAACGCUUCACUUUAUAAAAGCGCUAGAGGAUAUCGACGACACGGAAAUCGUGGUGGUUUUUUGGUGAUUAAAGACAAACUAGGUAAUACCAGAGCACGACGUCGUCCGGGAGUCAUGGACGAGUGAGAUCUUGAAGGAAGCCAUGGAAGCUUCGGAGGAGAUACUGUUGAACUCGCUGGCGAACUCGGGGGUUCCGGUUCCGGCUGGUGUUUCCUCCGUCCACAACCUCACUCCACCCACCCUCUUUUACGUUUGUUCCCACGCGCUCCGCUUGAUUGACGGCCCUCACCAUGCGUCGUCGUUUCCCGCGUCCUUACCGGAGGAUUCCAUGCCUGAUAGAGUCAAAAUCUGUACGGACCUCGCCUCCGCCUUCAAUAACCUUGGCUUCAACCCCGAUCUGAGUUUCCACAAGUUUCUUUAUCCAUCCAAGGAGGACUUGUACAUGCUGGUCAGGUUCUUGGUCGGAAAGUUGUCUGAAUCGGCCGGAGCUCUAACUUCAGGAGAUGGAGAAAAUGUACAAAAUGACCAGAUUUUAACAGGAUUACAAGAUCUGAGAUUGAAGACUCAGGCACUUGAAUCCAAUUAUAUGAAGCCUCAAGAUGACUUAUCAGUUAUACACAAUGUGGAGAUCAGUGUGGAAGCAUCUAAGGCUACAGAGCAAGAUUCCGAUUCAAGUGAACGUAGUGCAGGGUGUCACGAUUCAGAUUUGAGCGAAAAGGUUGAAAGCUCAAGAAAGAAUGCUACUGGAGAUCAUGAUGGUUCUCAGAACCAAGAAGUGCUUCAGAAGCCAAUGGUGGCAAAAUAUUCAGAAUUGCAGCAUGUUGAUGAGGAGCGAGGGUUAUUGGAAGCAGCGCUAGAAAUGGUACUUGAUGACCAACAUCCUCUUGAGUUUUACAUUGAACAGCUCAAUAACCAAGUGGAAGCCAAAAGACAUAAGCUGAAGGAACUGGAGACUGAAUGCGUUCAAUGCAGGGAUGCAAAAGAAAAAGCUCUGCAAGAGAAAAAAAGAAACCUUGAGCAGUCUCUCAUUGGACUUUAUCCAGAGGCAGCCGGAAAACUUAGGGAAAGGAAAGAAACUGAGUUGGAAACAGAAUCUAUUCUGUCAGAAAUCAAGAGAAGGGAGGAGGAACUCUCUAAGCUUUCAUCAGAUCUUGAGAAACAGCCGAAGCUGGCAUCGAGAAGAUCCUACAUUGAGCGGAUCAAUGAAAUCACAAAGAAUAGCAGGAAACAGGAUAAUGACAUAGAGCGGAUCCUGAGAGAUACAAGGGAGCUCCAGUUGGAGAGUAAUACUAUCCAAGAACGCCUUAAUCGAACUUAUGCAAUAGUUAAUGAGGCAAUUUUCAGGGAAGCGAAGAAAGAUCCCGUUGCUCGACAAGCUUACAGGCUUCUCACAAAUAUCCAUGAGAGCUUUGAACAGAUUGCUGAAAAGAUUCUUGCCACCGACAGAAGCAGGAGAGAUGCUGCUGAUUAUGAGGCCAAACUUGCAAUCAUUAGUGCUAGAAGUUUGAACAUGGACAAGCUACAAACAGAUCUUGAUGCCAUUAGAAAAGAAAAUCACCUCCUUGAACCUGCAAAUCAUUAGUUCAAACACAGAUUGUAAAACUUGUUCAUCCCCAUUAGCCUUCUAGAACCUAGAACUGUGAACUGCCGGACUGAGGUCACUAUUCAAGUCAACCGUGAAUUCAAGAUCACUGCUUCUGUGCCUCUCAGAAACUAGAUCUGUAGAAGGGGAAUUUAUAUGCUUCAUUGAAUACACGUUUAAGGAUCAUUUGGCGUUGGUUUAUAAGAUUUGAACCCCUUAUGGAUA
Sesamum indicum (sesame) is the source of this 1823-nucleotide messenger RNA. NCBI's taxonomy places the organism in Eukaryota, Viridiplantae, Streptophyta, Magnoliopsida, Lamiales, Pedaliaceae. The record is from RefSeq and is a predicted model, not a curated record.